Messenger RNA from Lagopus leucura (white-tailed ptarmigan), 1105 nucleotides. RefSeq names its product protein phosphatase 1 regulatory subunit 1A-like. The record is from RefSeq and is a predicted model, not a curated record. Bases 296 to 694 code for a protein of 132 amino acids. Gene Ontology annotation, cellular component: cytoplasm. The transcript has 5 exons. Gene Ontology annotation, molecular function: protein phosphatase inhibitor activity. NCBI's taxonomy places the organism in Eukaryota, Metazoa, Chordata, Aves, Galliformes, Phasianidae. Gene Ontology annotation, biological process: intracellular signal transduction.
GGGUAUUUGGGGCUACUUUCGUCACAGCACCGGGACAACCAAAACAGGGUCAGGAUGCGGCCCCUGCCAGCCCGAUUUCACAGCAUGGGGGGCGGCUGUGGGACCCCCACCCCCGACGUGUCACCGUCAGAGGAAUGGGGCUGAGGUGUCGGUUGUCGCUGUGCUUUGUUCCUGAUGCUGAGCGGGUCCCGGAGCAGCGCUGUCCCCAUCCCCAUACGUCCCCAUGGGGGCGCUCCGGGGGUCACCAAGCACCCAUGGGUGCCACCACCCCUAACCACCCGCUCCUUCUGUCCCUAUGCUGUCCCCAGAGAUCGAUGAGGACCGACUCCCCAACGCCCUGCUGAAGUCGGGUCUGGCCGUGUCCCCCCGGCAGAGGAAGAAGGUGUACUGCACCACCCCCACCGUGAAAGAGCUGCAGAUGAUGGUGGAGCACCACCUGUGCAAGCAGGCGCGGGGCGAGGAGGACGAGGAGGUGGCUGCUGGAGGCCAGGAGCACAGCCCAGGCUGCUGCCACCGCGGUGACACCGAGCACAGCCACAGCCCUGGGGGCAGCUGCCCGCUGGCCCAGGCUCAGCCAACACAGCAGGGCGGCCCAGGCCCCGGUGACAGGACCCACGGGGAUGAGCGGCGAAGUCCGGGCGAUGAGGGCACUCAUAUAGCACCGGGGGGAAAGGGAGCUGCUGGCGGCCUGUAGGUGCUGCUGCCCCCGUUGGAGCCGAAGCGCCGCCUGCUUUUUUUCUAUCAAUCGUUUUCUAAGAUUCCGACGGCGUUCGUGAUGGAUUUUUUUUAUCUCCCCCCCCCCCCCUCCUCACCCCCCCUUUUCCCACCCCCCCUUUUCUAUGGGGACAAAACCCCCUCUGUGUCCCCACUGCCACCACCAGGGUGACCCCAGGAGCCCCCCGGUCCCCUCGUGCUCCAUUCUGGGGGCACAGCUCCUCGUUGAGGGGAGGGAGGACGAUGGCACACCGGUGCUGCACUGCGCACACAGCCGCCGCGGGCACGAAUGGACACACGUGAACACGCCUGAACACACACACACACACACGUGAACACGCGAGUGCACGCAGAGCUGAGCCACACCGCUAUUAAACGGAUCCUUUCCGCA